AUGGCUGACAGACAUUCUCAAUAUAAGAACCAAGGAAAGGAUGCUGAGACUCUAAGAAAAUCGCGGGCUGAAAACGCGAUUUCUCUGAGAAAGGAGAAGAGAGAAGACAUAUUGUCCAAGAGAAGGAAUAUUCCAUUGCCAGAGGGGUAGGAUUUAUGAUCUGUUAACAUUAAUUUAUGUUUAGUCGGUUUAGACAUUUAAAUUAGCUCCUUAUCAAGUAAUUUUCUCUUUGUUGCAGUGACGAUGCCAGUACCAGCCGUGAUCUUUCUCUCCAGGCUCCGUUAGAUCGAGUGAGUCUAGAUGAGAUCGUAGCCAAGGCUAUGUCCCCAGAUCCGGAGGUCCAAAUGCAAGCUGUUACUCACGCCCGCAAGCUUUUGAGCUCGGACAGAAAUCCACCAAUCGACGAUCUGAUCAGCAGCGGAAUUCUACCUAUUUUGGUGAAAUGUUUGAGUUCCGAAAAGUAAGUUCACAGUGGUUUUGUUCAGUGUUAUCGUUUAGUUCGAAUCUUCAAUUCGAAGCCGCCUGGGCUCUCACCAACAUUGCCUCGGGAACUUCUGAUCAGACCCGAGCCGUUGUUCAUGCUGGAGCUGUUCCCCAUUUUUUGGAAUUGCUGACUUCUUCCAACAUGAAUGUUUGUGAACAAGCUGUUUGGGCUCUCGGAAAUAUCAUUGGUAAGCUUUCUCUUUCUGCGCAUUCGAUGAUUUUUGUCGUUAUCUAAAGUUAUUGAUUAUUUGCAGGUGAUGGGCCUCAUUUCCGAGAUUAUUGCAUUGAGUUGGGUAUUGUUGAGCCUCUUCUUCGUUUUGUGGUUCCUGAUAUUCCACUCAAUUUCUUGAGAAAUGUGACCUGGGUAAUGGUUAACUUGUGCCGUUCCAAAGAUCCUCCACCAUCCAGAAGUAUUGUCGAAUCUCUUCUGCCUGCUUUGUCUCAACUUAUCCACCAUGAAGACACCAGCAUUCUAGUUGAUACUGUUUGGGCUUUGUCUUAUCUGACUGAUGGUGGAAAUGAUCAAAUUCAGAUGGUGAUUGAUAGUGGGGUAGGUAGAUUUUUCUGGGGUUUAUGAACAGUAAAAAGAUGGAUAAAACUGUUAUUUUAGGUUGUUCAACACUUAGUUCCUCUUCUCGGUCAUCCAGAAGUAAAGGUCCAGACCGCUGCUCUAAGAGCCGUUGGAAACAUUGUGACCGGAACUGACGAGCAAACCCAGCUAGUACUGGACAACGGCGCCCUUCAAAUGAUGCCCGCCUUGUUGUCUCAUGUCAAGGAUAAGAUCAACAAGGAGGCUGUCUGGUUCCUGUCUAAUAUCACCGCUGGAAACGAGCAACAAGUGCAGGCUGUUAUUGAUGCUAAUUUGAUGCCGAUGAUCAUCCACCUUUUGGAUCGCGGUGAUUUCCAAACCCAAAAAGAAGCGGCUUGGGCUGUUUCUAAUGUUACCAUCUCCGGAAAGUCCGAACAUGUUUUGUACAUGGUUGAUUGUGGUGUCAUUGUGCCCUUCUGUAACCUGCUUGAUAUCCGGGACACACAAAUCGUCCAGGUCGUUUUGGAUGGGUUGAAUAACAUCUUGAAGAAGUCGCAAGCCCGGUCCGAAGAGAUCUGCCAGAAGAUCGAAGAAUGUGGUGGCUUGGACAAGAUUGAGCACCUUCAGAAUCACGAAUCCCAAGAGAUUUACAAGAUGGCCUACGAGAUCAUCGAUGCCUUCUUCUCGCCUGGUGACGAAGAAGAGUUGGUGAUGCCCAACGAGAACUUCCAAUUCGAUACCACCCAGCAGAACGUGCCUUCCGAAGGAUUCACGUUCCAUUAA
Molecule: messenger RNA, 1795 nt
Organism: Bursaphelenchus xylophilus (pine wood nematode)
Lineage: Eukaryota; Metazoa; Nematoda; Chromadorea; Rhabditida; Aphelenchoididae
Source: the annotation of a GenBank genome assembly